AUGGAUUCAAGCACAGAAAGACAGUGUCAACAACUGGAAAACUAUGUUGGAGGAGAUAAGAGAAUGGCCGAGAUAACUGGAUCGAGAGCUCAUCACAGAUUCAGUGGAGCACAGAUUAUGAAGAUUGUCAAUGAGGAAAAAGAUGUUUGGAUGGAGACGGAGCGAGUUUCCUUGAUCUCCUCAUUCUUCGCUUCUCUCCUUAUUGGAAAGUAUGCUCCAAUUGAUCUCACAGAUGGAAGUGGAAUGAAUUUGAUGAAUAUUGAGACUGAAAAAUGGGAACAAUCUCUACUUGAUUUCAUCUUUCCAGGACUUGAGAAUAAACUGGGAGAACUCGUUUCUCCAAUGACUUCUAUUGAUACUGUACACUCGUACUGGACACACCGGUUUGGGAUUCCGAAGGACUGCAUGAUUCUACCAUUUCUAGGGGACAAUCCAUCUUCUCUCGCCGGUCUCUCCUUACUCCCAACGGAUAUUGGUAUCUCUCUGGGUACAAGUGAUACCGUGUUUUUCUUUUCGCCAACUUUCAAACCGAAUACUGAUGCUCACGUUUUCUCUCAUUUCGCUCCAAAUAGUGGAUACAUGGCAAUGAUUUGUUUCAAAAAUGGGUCACUUACUAGAGAAAGAGCACGAAAAAUGAAUGGAAGUUCGUGGGAGAAAUGGAAUGAAAUAAUGGAAAAGACACCAGUUGGAAAUGAUGGAUUCAUUGGAUUCUUCUUCGAUGAAGACGAAAUUGUUCCGAGAAAAUUAAAAGGAGAUUAUACUUUCGAAAUGGAUGAGAAAGAGUUGAAGGAAAAGAGUCCAGAGAAAUUCGCCCGAGCAGUUUUCGAAAGUCAAUGCUUUUUCAAACACCUUUACACCCAGAAAAUGGGAUUCAAAAAGUCGCAAUCAUCCAGAAUUCUAGUUACGGGCGGUGCAUCACGUAACACCGUACUCCUUCAGAUGUUAUCCGAUGUCUUUGAAAUGUCAGUUUAUACCAUUGAAGUUGAUGGAUCAGCGGCUCUGGGUGGAGCAAUGAGAGCUAGAUACUUGCACUCGAAAACACCGCUCAAGUAUUCCGAAUACUAUCCAUGUGACAAUGUCUCAUUAGCUUGCAAUCCUAUCCCUGAAAACGUUCAAACCUACCGUACACUCUUCUCGACAACAUUCAAAAAUCGUUUUGAUGCAUUCAUCACAGAAUAA
This is a messenger RNA of Caenorhabditis remanei, 1179 nucleotides long. RefSeq lists its product as uncharacterized. The transcript has 8 exons. Lineage: Eukaryota; Metazoa; Nematoda; Chromadorea; Rhabditida; Rhabditidae. Gene Ontology annotation, molecular function: D-xylulokinase activity. Bases 1 to 1179 code for a protein of 392 amino acids. The record is from RefSeq and is a predicted model, not a curated record. Gene Ontology annotation, cellular component: cytosol. Gene Ontology annotation, biological process: xylulose metabolic process.